AUGUACGAAAAUAGAGAUCCUGCAAUUAGGCUCUUCGGCCAGAAGAUCCCCUUCCCUGAAGAUGUUGACAUAGAACAAGACGACGAGGGUGCUCAUGGAACAGAGCAAGAGAUAGAAGAGGAUAAAGACCAAGGAGACAAGAAAAGGGUACUUUGUACUGUGGAGUAUCGUAAGAAUGGUUCAAGUGGGAUUUUCAUUGAUCUUGCGUAUGUUCUUCGUGCUAUGAUUGAUGCUGUUGUUGAAGAUUUUACUGAGGAAGAGCGAGAAGCUGAUCCUCCUCCAAGUGCUGGGGAGACUAAAGAUUCGGGUACAUCCCCUGAGGCUAUUGUGAACCCCAAAACACCCUCCAUAGAAGAAGACACCGCAAAAUCAAAAGCUGACAAAUCAGAGAAGGAGCAAGGCGAUGCAGCCAAUUCAGAGGAGAAAACUCUGAAGAAACCUGAUAAAGUGCUACCGUGCCCCCGCUGCAAAAGUAUGGAUACUAAAUUUUGUUACUACAACAACUACAAUGUCAACCAGCCACGUUAUUUCUGCAAAGCUUGUCAAAGAUACUGGACUGCAGGUGGCACCAUGAGAAAUGUUCCCGUGGGGGCAGGACGGCGAAAGAACAAGAACUCUGCCUCGCAUUAUCGCCACAUCAGUAUCUCUGAGGCCCUUCAAGCUGCCAGAAUUGAUUCUCCUAAUGGAACUCAUCUUCCAACUUUGAAAGACAAUGGUAGAGUUCUGAGUUUUGGAUUAGAUGCACAUGCACCAAUUUGUGAUUCCAUGGCAUCUGUACUCAAUCUAGGAGAGAAAAAGGUUCCUAAUGGCACCAAAAAUGGGGUUCAUCCUGGCUUUGAGGAUCAAAGACUUCCUAUUCCUCGCAAAAGUGGGGAAAAUGGGGAUGACUCUUCAACUACAUCUUCCAUUACAGUUUCAAAUUCCAUGGGAGAAAUUAGCAAAAGCACCUUCCAACCACAACCGGUGCUCCAAAAUCAUGGUUUCCUUCCUCAACUUCCGUGUGUUCCUUGGCCCUAUACAUGGAAUUCUCCAGUUCCCCCACCUGCUUUGUGUCCUUCAGGAUUUCCCUUACCAUUCUAUCCUCCUCCUGCAUUAUGGAACUGUGGCAUGCCAGGGAAUUGGAAUGUUCCAUGGUUUUCGUCACUUUCAUCUGCUUCAAACCCAAACUCUCCGACUUUGGGGAAGCACUCGCGGGAUGGGGACAUGAUUAAGCAAGACUCUUUGCCCAAAGAAGAAGCUUCAAAGCCAAGAAACGGACGUGUUUUGGUUCCAAAAACGUUGAGAAUUGAUGAUCCAAGUGAAGCUGCAAAGAGUUCUAUAUGGGCAACUCUAGGUAUUAAGAAUGAGUCGGUGAGUGGGGGAGGUAUGUUUAAGGCCUUCCAAUCAAAGAAGAACGAAAAGAACCGUGUUGAAGCCUCUCCAGUCUUGAUGGCUAACCCUGCAGCUUUAUCUAGAUCCCUCAAUUUUCAUGAGAACUCAUGA
Messenger RNA from Sphenostylis stenocarpa, 1482 nucleotides. The record is from the annotation of a GenBank genome assembly. NCBI's taxonomy places the organism in Eukaryota, Viridiplantae, Streptophyta, Magnoliopsida, Fabales, Fabaceae.